Molecule: messenger RNA, 681 nt
Organism: Fulvia fulva
Lineage: Eukaryota; Fungi; Ascomycota; Dothideomycetes; Mycosphaerellales; Mycosphaerellaceae
Exons: 1
Coding region: 1-681 (226 amino acids)
Source: RefSeq, a predicted model, not a curated record
AUGUGUCGGCAGCCGCUGCCGAGCUCACAUCCCCAGCAAAAGUCCUUUCUUUCUUCAGCUUGUUUCUUGACAAUCGAGCACAUAUCACCGGCAGUCCAACAACAAACAGCAAAGAGGAACGCAACCAUGGCCAACGACAGCCGUAACUCGCGACUGCUAGGUCUUCCCGCCGAGCUGCGAAACAACAUCUACAGAUUGGCGUUGGUUGAAGGCGAAAUCAUCACACCAGCUCAGGGCUCAAUGCCGUCCGUGCCGCCACUCCUCAGCACCAACAGACAGAUCCAGGCAGAAGCUGCCUCAAUCUAUGUCCAGGAGAAUAUGUUCGCCUUUGACAUAGACAACCUGGACGGCAGCAAAGUUACCGAACUCUGUUCCGCAGCCCUCGUUCGACGUCACAGACGGGUGCGGACGGGAGUCGACCUAGAAGAGCCGCAUUCGAGCAGCUGGUCAAACCUCAAGAUCUGGCUGCGUGCCUUCUACGCCAAAAGGUCUCUAAGACUAGCGUUGACCGAUCGGGGCCCAGAUUUCAAGAGGUGUGCCGCUGCUGGGCAGCUCUUUGAUGUGGUGGGCAGAUUCAUGGACAUGAGCCCAAAGCCAAGCUGGAAUCAUGUCGUUGAGUCACAGCUCGAGAGCAUGAGACUCGCCUUGGCUGCUGUGGACACUUCCGGCGUAUGGAGCUGA